Salvelinus sp. IW2-2015 is the source of this 1131-nucleotide messenger RNA. Its product is annotated as sonic hedgehog protein. The record is from RefSeq and is a predicted model, not a curated record. Gene Ontology annotation, molecular function: calcium ion binding; patched binding. Lineage: Eukaryota; Metazoa; Chordata; Actinopteri; Salmoniformes; Salmonidae. Gene Ontology annotation, biological process: multicellular organism development; cell fate specification; cell-cell signaling.
UCUGGGCGAACCAAUCAGGUCCCUCCCUGCCAUAGAUCGGUGCUAUAAUACAUAGCAGUAAAAGCGGUCUGCUCGCACAAGCGGCUGUAGCUCGACUACGCAGAGAUUCCGUGGCUAAUUUUCUCACUUUUUACCCACGCAGCAACGUCUUUCCUUCGAUGUGUUCCGUUAUUAUUUUAAAGAGGCGUUCAUUUCCGCACCUGCCACGGUAGUGAUCGGGGGGCACGGUAGCCUACAGACGAACUAGAGGAGGAGACAAGGACAUUGUGGAAGCAGCGGAGCGAGAGGCAGGAGAGACAUAGAAACCGCCGCCGGUUGACAACAUACUGACAGGCUCCGAGUAAUUUAGAUUUUAUGGACGAAAUGCUGCUGUUGACAAGAAUCGUUCUGGUCGGGUUGAUCUCCUUGUCCUUGGUGUCCUCUGGGAUGGGUUGUGGACCGGGCAGGGGCUACGGGAGGAGAAAACAUCCGAAGAAGCUGACACCUCUUGCGUACAAGCAGUUCAUCCCAAACGUCGCGGAGAAGACCCUAGGAGCCAGUGGCAGAUAUGAAGGGAAGAUCACACGGAACUCCGAGCGAUUUAAAGAACUGACUCCCAAUUACAAUACUGACAUUAUCUUUAAGGAUGAAGAGAACACCGGUGCGGACCGGCUCAUGACUCAGAGAUGUAAAGACAAGCUGAAUUCCCUGGCUAUCUCCGUCAUGAAUCAGUGGCCAGGGGUAAAGCUCCGCGUCACCGAGGGCUGGGACGAGGAUGGGCACCAUUUCGAAGAGUCCCUACACUACGAGGGAAGGGCAGUGGAUAUCACGACCUCCGAUAGAGACAAGAGCAAGUACGGCACGCUGUCCAGACUUGCAGUGGAGGCUGGAUUCGACUGGGUCUACUACGAGUCCAAGGCCCACAUCCACUGUUCUGUCAAAGCAGAAAACUCCGUUGCUGCCAAAUCAGGAGGCUGCUUCCCAGGCACCGCUUCGGUAACUCUCAAAGAUGGAAGCAGGAAGGCAGUGAAAGACCUCAGAGUUGGCGACAAAGUGCUGGCAGCCAACAGUGAUGGGAACCUCGCAUAUAGCGACUUCAUCAUGUUCGUGGACCAGGACUCCGCAACCAGAAGAGUGUUUUAUGUGCUAGAG